AUGGAAACCUCAAACACAGAAGCAGUAGAAUACCUCCACCACCUCCUCAACAAAACCCUCCGCAUCCACACCAGCGACUCUCGAAUCUUUGUCGGAACAAUGAAAUGCACUGAUCGAGAACUCAAUAUAAUCCUCUCCCUAACCCACGAAUACCGCCAACCCUCCCCGUCCACAAUCGCCGACGCAGCAUACGCACAACAACUAUCAGGCUCUACGGAAAACCUCAAAGUGGAUAUGGUAAAGAGAUUCGUGGGCCUGGUUGUCGUGCCGGGUAAACACAUUCGCAAGAUUGAAGUUGAGGAGUGA
This is a messenger RNA of Aureobasidium namibiae CBS 147.97, 306 nucleotides long. RefSeq lists its product as uncharacterized. The transcript is spliced from 2 exons. The record is from RefSeq and is a predicted model, not a curated record. Gene Ontology annotation, cellular component: NatC complex. Bases 1 to 306 code for a protein of 101 amino acids. NCBI's taxonomy places the organism in Eukaryota, Fungi, Ascomycota, Dothideomycetes, Dothideales, Saccotheciaceae.